AUGUCGUCGUCAAUCGAUCGAAAAUCAAUUAUUUCAAAAAAUAAUAUUUUCAGCAGCAAUGCCAAACACACUGAUAAUGAAUUAAGUCGAGGAUUAUCAACAUCAACGACUACUUCCUCAUCAACGGAUAGUUCAAGUGAUGAUGAGGAUUUUUAUGAUGCACCCGAAAUACCUGAUUCAGAUUUAACAUCUGUACAACAGUCGAUAUCUAAUGUCAACACACAACAAAAUACAGAACAACUUUAUAAAAUAACAUUAAAUCAGUCACAAAUGAAUGAUUUACAAAGACGUGAUAAACUAUCUUUUUUACGUUCACAAGAAGAAAAGGGUGAUUUAUCUUAUAGUCAAAUACCAAAUUUAUUUCAACAAACAAACGUUCAAAAGUCUAUUUAUUCACCAUCUCUUGAUACCUCAACAGUAGGAAUAUAUGAUCGAGAAACAGAACAACACCAGUCUCUAGAAGAAAAAUAUCCGCCAGAUUUAUUAAAAGAUCAUAUCUCAAAUACUGAUCGAAAACGAAAAAAAAAACAAGCUCCGUCUGUACUAAGACAAAAUGAUAUUUCAUUUUCACAGCAGUCUCCUUCACAAUCCUAUCAUAUGUCACGUGCUAAAACAUGGCCAAGUAAUGUUGAAUCAAACAAUCACAGUCAAAACGAUUUAUCAUCCGAUUUUUCUCCACGUUCACCGACUUUGUCGAUUACGAGUAAUCCAUUGAUUGAUGAACAAUACCAACAACAUCACCAACACAAAAAUUGUUGUCCAAAUUGUUUCGCCUCUUUUCCUUCCCCAUCCUCGCAACAACCAUCAAGAUUUGAUAACUAUUCUGCUUCUACUAACCAUCGCACUUCUUCAUUUUCGUCUUCAUCAGAUACUGUACCUGUUAUCUUUUUACCACGUUCAGUUUUAGACAAUAUUCAUCAAAAUACAACUCCAUCAUUUCAACAACAACAUUCAUUACCUGUUUCAUCACCCACUUGUACAACAUUUCCUUAUUCGAAUAGAAAUCAUAGAACACCAACAAUUUUUGAUCCAAGAAAAUUAACGGCCAUUUCUGAACCAGUUAAUUUAGAUACAAUCGAUUGUAUAACAAAAUUUGGUGGAUUAACACGUGGUGGUCAAACAUUGAAUGAUGAUGAAAUAAUGAAACAGCCAAUUGUCAAAAAUUUAGAUUACGGAAAAUAUGUACCGUUGCAAGAGGCUGUACCAAAAGAAUUUAUGAAUCCUAUGACAAUGCAAAUAUUAAAAACAGUUAAUGCCAGUGCAAAUUCUAGUAGUACAAGCAUGAAUAAUUCACUUAGAAGAAAUUCAACACCAAAUGAUUAUCAUCAUAAUUAUUCCCCAACUGUCAUAAAGAAUGAAACACAUUCAACUAGAGCAAGUAAUGACGAACUCGAUUCAAUAUCAACAUCAUCUGAAGCAAGUACGAAAUCCAGUCAUACAACAGCUGCAUCAACAUCAACGACAAAAGCAUCACAAACAGCCGUAAAAAAUUUAUUAAAAGGAACUAAUGGUGAUAGUGAACAUGAAGAAUUUGACGACGAAAGUGACGAUGAUAAAGAUAUUGUAUUAAAUGAUAGUGAUGUGAAAUACAAAUCAUCAAGAAAUUUGACGGGUCAUUCGAUAUUUGAUAAAACACAAUUAUUACAGACAAUAGUUACAGCGCAUAAUGGUCCGAUCUGGUGUAUGCGCUUUUCUCCAGACGGUCGUUUACUAGCGACUGGUGGACAAGAUACUUUGUUGAAAGUAUGGAUGUUUAAAACGAUGCAUACAACCCUUGAUGAAUAUUCUGAUGUUACAACAGAGUCAAAAUCAAAAGAAUCACAAGCAGCUGAUGCGUUAGCUCAACGUUUUCAUGAAUUUGAUAUUACUAAUCGUACAACGACAUCCGAUACAACGGCCAAUCCAAUGCUGGGUUUAAAUGAAAAUCAAGCACCAUUAUAUCCAAAACCAUUUUGUGAGUUGACAGGUCAUCUCGCUGCUGUUCUUGAUAUUGCUUGGUCAAAAUCACAUUUUAUGUUAUCAUCAUCGAUGGAUAAAACUGUUCGACUUUGGCAUUUAAGUCGAAAAGAAUGUCUUUGUUUUUUUCGUCAUAUUGAUUUUGUAUCGGCAAUUGCCUUUCAUCCAAGAGAUGAUCGAUAUUUUGUGAGUGCAUCUUUAGAUGGUCAUGUUCGUCUAUGGCAUAUACCAGAUAAGAAAGUUAUUUAUUGGAAUCAAAUACAAGCACAAACAAAUCCAACAUCAUCGACAAAUGCAAAUUUAAUAACAGCAAUUAAUUUUUGUGAUGAUGGUAAAAAAGUGAUUGUUGGCACAUUCGAUGGUCGAUUUAUAGUAUAUACUGAUUCGUUAGUAUACGAUACAGUGAUGAAUAUUGGAGAUAAAAAUAAUAAUCGAUCGAGAAAAAAACGACGAAAACCAAGAAAAAUUACUGGUAUUGAAGCCAUGAAUUUAAAUUCCUCUAAAAUAUUAAUUACAUCAAAUGAUUCUCGUAUACGUUUAUAUGAUAUUAAAACGAAAGAAAUAGAAAGAAAAUAUCGUGGUUAUUCGAAUAAUUCAAGUCAAAUUCGUGCAUCGUUUAGUCACGAUGAUCGUUAUAUUAUCAGCGGAAGUGAAGAUAGUUGGUUCUACAUAUGGCAAACAGUGCCUGUAGAUGACGUAUCGAUAAAUAACAAAUAUUCAAAAUUAUCAAAAAAGCAACGUCGACAUUUUGAUCGUGCUUGGGAACGAAUAAGAGUACACAAUAGUGUCGUGACAUCAGCAAUAUUUGCUCCUAAUCCUGCAUUAAUCAUGGAUUAUGUUUAUACUCAUACUAAUUCACCUUCUCUUCCUGUUGCCAUUCCUCCAUUACUUAAUCCUAGUCAAAAAUUAUCGCGUAAUAUUACAACAGCUAAUUCUACGAAAGUUAGUUCACGAACUUAUAUGAACAAUCACAAUGGAAACAAUGAUUAUACAAUUCCACCGUAUGUUAUCGUAACAGCUGAUGCCAAAGGUCAAUUAAAAAUACUUGUCAAUAAAUUUCGAAUCUAA
Messenger RNA from Didymodactylos carnosus, 3024 nucleotides. The record is from the annotation of a GenBank genome assembly. Lineage: Eukaryota; Metazoa; Rotifera; Eurotatoria; Philodinida; Philodinidae.